AACAAAAAUGGCUGCGCGCUACAAACUUCGCUGUAGUUUGGCGGGUCACCAAAAAGACGUUCGUGCGGUUGCGUCAGGCAUUUUACCAAAUGGAUCGAUACUAUCUGGGUCCCGAGACGUCACAGCUAAAGUUUGGGUACCAAAUGAGUCAGACCAAGGAUUCCGAGAAGGUCUUGUGAUGAGCGGACAUACCAACUUUAUUUCGGCCGUAUGUUACAUGCCACCAGACGGAACGUACUCCCACGGUCUGAUACUAACAGGAAGUAACGACUCGACUAUACUGGCAUAUACCCUGGAUUCACCAGAACCAAUUUAUAAACUUACUGGACACUCAAACACUGUUUGUUCACUGGCCGCUGGGAAGUUUGGGACCUUACUGAGUGGUUCCUGGGAUAAAACAGCUAAGGUCUGGCUCAACAAAAAAUGUGUGAUGACUUUAGAAGGUCACGAAUCUGCAGUGUGGGCAGUGGCUAUACUCCCGGAACAAGGAUAUAUGUUGACUGGGUCGGCUGAUAAAACUAUCAAAGUGUGGAAGGCCGGCAAGUGUGAAAAGACCCUUACAGGACAUGAAGACUGUGUACGAGGUCUAGCCGUGCUGAAAAAGCCGGAGUUCCUGUCCUGUUCAAAUGACGCCACGAUACGUCACUGGUCCAUCACGGGUGACUGUAUAGGUGUAUAUUAUGGUCACGAGAACUUUGUGUACAGUAUUAGUGUGCUGCCGAACGGUGAGGACUUUGUUAGCAGUGGUGAAGAUCGAACAGUGCGCGUGUGGCAAGGUGGAAAGGUUACCCAGACCAUCGCUCAUCCCUCUAUGUCGGUCUGGUCAGUGUGUACCCUCCCAAACGGAGAUAUUGCAUCAGGUUCAAGUGAUGGAGCUGUAAGAGUGUUCACAACACAUCCUGAGCGAGUUGCCUCCCCUGAUCAACUGAAAGCGUUUGAGGUUGAGGUGGCCUCUGCUGAAGUUCCCACACAGAUAGGGGAGAUUCAGAAACGGGAUUUACCUGGACCCGAAGCUCUCCUUAACCCUGGUAACAAGGACGGCCAGACAAAAAUGGUAAAAACAGGCGAUAAAGUGGAGAUCUACCACUGGGAGGCUGCCCAGACAAAGUGGACCAAGAUUGGGGAUGUGGUAGGAUCAAGUGGAGGGUCACAGAAAACCUCGGGGAAAACACUGUACGAGGGCAAGGAGUAUGACUUUGUGUUUAGUGUAGACAUCGAGGAAGGGAAGCCACCCCUCAAACUUCCUUACAACAAGUCAGAGGACCCCUGGUUUGCUGCCCAACGCUUCCUUGAAAAAAACAACCUCAGUCAGCUGUUCCUUGAUCAGGUGGCCAACUUCAUCACUGAGAAUACAGAAGGAGUUACACUUGAUCAGGCUGGGCCCCAAGUCUCUGACCCUUUCACAGGUAAGUUGACACUUGAUCUGGUUGGGCCCCAAGUCUCUGACCCUUUCACAGGUAAGUUGACACUUGAUCUGGUUGGGCCUCAAGUCUCUGACCCUUUCACAGGUAAGUUGACACUUGAUCUGGUUGGGCGCCAAGUCUCUGACCCUUUACAGGUAAGUUGACACUUGAUCUGGUUGGGCGCCAAGUCUCUGACCCUUUCACAGGUAAGUUGACACUUGAUCUGGUUCGGAUAAAGUCUUUGACCCAUUCACAGGUAAUUUGACAGUUGAUCUGGUUCGGAUAAAGUCUCUGACCCUUUACAGGUAAGGUGACACUUGAUCUUACUGAGCCCUAUGUCUCUAACCCUUGCAACAUAUGAUGAGGGGCCACAUUAAGGUGUCCCGACACUUUAUCACUAGCCCUCCACCUCUGGGUUGCGAAUUCG
Pecten maximus is the source of this 1830-nucleotide messenger RNA. Its product is annotated as phospholipase A-2-activating protein-like. Gene Ontology annotation, biological process: ubiquitin recycling; proteasome-mediated ubiquitin-dependent protein catabolic process. Bases 8 to 1567 code for a protein of 519 amino acids. Lineage: Eukaryota; Metazoa; Mollusca; Bivalvia; Pectinida; Pectinidae. Gene Ontology annotation, molecular function: ubiquitin binding. Gene Ontology annotation, cellular component: cytoplasm; nucleus. The record is from RefSeq and is a predicted model, not a curated record. The transcript is spliced from 8 exons.